AUGCUUAAAGAAAAAAGAACAGACUUUAGGGAGCAACAGCAACAACUACAACAACAGCAGCAACAACAGCAACAACAACAACAAAUACAACAACAACCAUUGAAUUCACUUGUUGCAGGAACAUUCUUUUCUAAACUAUUCAACAAUGACGAUGGUCAAAGAGACUUUGGACCAUUACCAAAUAUCGAAUAUGCUGAUCCUUCUAAUCUAAAUAACAAUAAUAGUAAUAGUAAUAGUAAUUAUAGUAAUUAUAAUAAUUAUAAUAAUAAUGUUAGUGCUUCUUCAUCAUUAUCUUUUGGUGAUGUUGUUACUACCAAUAAUGAAACUAUUAAUAUUUUGAAUCACAAUAAUAAUAAUAAUAAUAAUAAUAACAACAGCAGCAACAUCAACAUAAACACUAGUACCGGUCAUUCCCGACAUCACACCAAUGAUAAUAGUACUAGUACAUUUGCUAUCGGGAUUGAUAAGCCAACCACAACAAAUAAUACUAGUAUAUUAUCAUCAUCUCUUCCAACCACAUUUAAUCAUCCAACAACAACAUCAACACCAACAAUUGUCAAUAAUACAACAACAUCAACGACUCCAAUACAAACAACGAUAGGAUUUACAUCGUCUACUGGUCCUUCUAUAGUUGAUGCAUUGAGACAAAAGUUUGUCCAACCUCCAAAACCUGAAAAAAAAUUUUGGAUGCCAGAUCAUUCUAGUAAUGUAUGUUAUGAAUGUAAUGUUCCAUUUUCAACAUUCAAAAGAAGACAUCAUUGUCGUUUGUGUGGACAGUUAUUUUGUUGGAAAUGUUCACAAAGAUUUAUGUUUGAUAAUAAGAAUGAAAAGAUUAGAGUUUGUAAUUUUUGUUAUGACAGACAUAUCAAUUCUACACACAACAUUGAUGAACUCAUUAUUGAACCACCAAAAGAUACAAAUGAAUCAUUAUAUUCACAAGAGUUAUUAAACAAGACUAUAAUUGAACAACAAUUAUUGGAACAACAACAACUCGAGCAACUACAAAUUGACCAACAACAGCUGCAACAACAACAACAACAACAACAACAAUCAUCACAACAACAAACUGAUGGACAACCACAAAAGACUGAAUUACAAUUUGAACAAAUAGUUUCACAACAAACAAGUCCAAUGUCUCAAUCUCCACCACCAUCUCUCUUGUCACAAUCAACACCUGCCAAUCUACAGUUUGCUGGAGGAAUUUUUGGCAAUUUAAUGAAUAUUCAAUCACCAUUUAAAUCUUUUACCAAUAGAGGAGAUCCAACAAAUGUUGUUGUAGAUGCAAAUGCAGUCUAUGAAAAGAAUCUAACCAAUCUCGUAAUGGAGAUUUCCAAUCAAGAAAGAAUCUACGAUGAUUUGUCAUCUGACGAUGAAGAUGAUCGUGAAGAUGAAGUCAUCCUACCAAUAUCACAACAUAUCUCUAAUGAUUUUAAUAAUUUAGAUCUAAACCUUGUAAACAAUAAUCAAAAUAAUCAAAAUAAUCAAAAUAAUCAAAAUAAUAAUAGUAAUUUUUCCAAACAUAGUUCAUCUGUAUCACCAAAUUCUUCUGCCAUUUCAAUAUCAACAUUUAUAAAUAAUACAAAGUUAAACAAACAACAACAACAGCAACAACAACAACAACAACAACAGUUAUCAUUCUCAACUUCUUCAUUACCCCCACUAAGUAAUUCAACCAAUACUCUAAGUAAUAGUGGAGGGGACAGUUCACAAAACAAUAACAAUGUUGUAGAGGUAUCAAGUUUAUCAACUUCACCAAGAGAUGGAACCAGUAGUAGUAGUACAAGUAGUAAUAAUAAUGGAGGAGUUUUAAAUAUAUCAAACUCAUUAUCACUUUUACCAUCAUUAAUAUCACCAACCUUUAAUUCUCAAGCUCCUUCUUCGUCGGUUUUAAAAACAUCUGGCAUAUCACUUUCACAACCACCAAAUACUCCACAAAAGAAAGCAGCACCACCACUUUUACUGUCAAAUAGUUCAGCACUUCUCUUUAGUGACCCUUCAAUUGUAUCACUCAAGAGUCAUCCUAAAAAUAGUACAAACACAUCAAAACUCUUUUUGGAAAAGUAUCCACUCAGAAAAGAGCAAAGCUUUACCUUUAGACCAUCGAUUCUCCAAAACGACAAUAGUGAGGAAAAGAAUCAAAUUCGAAAACACCCAUGUUUUGAAUUCUAUUCAAGCCACAUUAAACAAAUCGUUGGGAGAUUGGUAGAAAAGGAGGAUUUGGAUAUGAGAUGGAUGUCAAUUAUUAUCGAUCUUGCACACCGUGCAUCGACCAAUGUUAGAUUGUCUGUUAGAGAAGGUGAUAAAAUGUCUCUAAAUGAAUAUGUCAAAGUUAAAAAGGUUCCAGGUAAUGGUGAUGGUCGUAGUAGUCAUCAACAUAAUACUUUUACUAGCGGCGGCGGCGGUUCAUUGUUGUCACAUUCCAAUAGCAUGACAAACACUAGUUUGACCAAUAUAUUUUCUCCAUUAUCCUCUUCUUCUUCCUCCUCGUCACCAUCACCAAAAUCAAAUCAAACUUUGAAACCAGAUUUCAUCUAUGUAGAUGGUGUUGUCAUUAGUAAAAUAUUGACACACAAAAAGAUGAGAGAUCGUUUCUAUAGUCCAAAGAUUAUGCUUCUUAGUUGUUCGGUUGAAUUCCAAAGAGUUGAAAACAAGUUCCUCUUUUUCGAUCAAUUGUUAUUGCAAGAAAAGGAUUAUCUUUCAAUGAUGGUAAACAAAAUUGCCGAAAAGAAACCAGACAUUGUAUUGGUGGAAAAGACAGUAUCUCGUCUUGCACAAGAUUUCCUUUUAGAGUCUGGCAUAUCGUUGGCACUCAACGUCAAACCAAAGGUAUUAGAAAGAGUGUCGAGAAGUAUCAAAGGUGAUAUCUUUCCAACGUUGGACACUUUUUUAGACACUCCAUCCUCCUCGUCGACAUCUACCAUCACCACUGGUACGACCACCUCGACGAUUACCACUACAACCAUGACUCUUACCUCCACCUCACCCUCUACUGCACCCACCACUACAGUCUCCAAUACCACUACCAUUAAAAAGAAUAUGGGAACUUGUGGACAAUUUAGAGUUCAAUCUUUUAACGAGGUGGGACUCAAAGAGGAAGGAAUUAUUGGUAAAAAGACUUUGAUGUUUUUUGAAAGAUGUUCGCCCGAACUUGGUGCUACUAUUAUUUUACGUGGUGCCUCUCGUAAAAAACUACAAGCAGCAAAAAGAAUCUUACAAUUUGCCAUCUAUUCUACCCAUCACUCUUAUUUGGAAUUAAAAUUUUUAAAUGAUAAAUCAAUUACAAUGCAACCUCAUAACUCUACCACAACAGAUCAACAAAAUACUACAACCAUUGUAAAAUCAAAUCAUUUACUAUCGAUAACACCAUCAAACAAAUUCUCUGUACCAAAGAAAUACCCAUCGAUAGAGUGGAAAUUUAAAUUUACAGCACAACAUGCCAAGAAUAAGAAAUCUCUUUUAAGAAGUCUCUAUUAUCCAUGUUCUGAUAGUACUAGUAGUGGACAACAACAAUCAGUUUUACAAUACUACAAUGAAGAUGAAAUAUUGGGUAUUGGUACUUCGGAUGCAUUUGAUCGAGAUCCAAACGAAACUUUUUCAAUUGAAAAAGAAUCGAUUUAUGAUCAUCAAUCCAUCGUCUAUACCCAUUCAAUGCUGUGUGGAAGUAAUCAAUGCAUUCCAUUUGAAUUGCACACGAUUGAUUUCUAUUCCGAAAAUGAUUUAACAUUGGGUGAAUUUUUGCACAAGUUUUGUUUCAACACCUCUCACGUUUGCACAACCAAAGAGUGUAACCGAUCGCUUCUAGAACACGAACGUACAUUUUUGGCAGACAAUGGACGUAUCAAUAUCUGUAUACAAAAAUGUGGACUGACCAAUCCAAGUAGACAUGGUAUCUAUAUGAUUGAUCGUUGUAAGCUUUGCAAAAACUUUAGUCCCGAGCAACAAAUGUCACCAGAGACUUGGGAAAUGUCGUUUGGCAAAUAUUUGGAACUCACUUUUUACACUCCCCCAUCGUUUAUUACAAACUAUACCGAGUGUUGCCAUGCACCAAUGAAGGACCAUAUCACCUUUUUCUAUUACAACGAUCUUGUUGCCAUCUUUUCAUAUGACCCAUUAGCUGUACUUCAACUAACUCUUCCACCCAAACACUUUGAACGAUCUGAUAGUCGUCAAAGGGGAAUGGUCCUUUUAAAGGAGCUAGAGUUACUCGGUGAAACUGCCAAUCAAGUCUAUGAUGCAAUCUAUGAAAAGUUUGUAGAACUAGAUGAAGAAGCUGUAGAUCAAUCGGUAAAAGAUCUUAUCCCUCCAUUGCUCAAAGAACGUUCACUCAUCAUUUCCAAAAUCACUCAACUCAUGCAAGAUGUUUGUCCCAUUACCAAUGAGCCAAUUAUCAAUCUCACCAAGAUUCUCUAUGCAAACUUUUCAACUUGGAAUUCUCAAUUAAAUGGUCUUGUAGGAAGUAAUUCUUUUCAAAAAUCAAAGAGAAAUCAACAAUCAACAUCAUUCUCUACUCCUCCCCCUCCACCAACUUCUUCUUCCUUAUCAUCAGAUGUAAAUAAUGGUAUUACUUUAAAUAAUUUAACAAAUUCACUUUCAACUUUACCAACAACAACAAUAACUACGACUACUACAACUACACAACCAACAACAAAUGGAUAUAUUUCUAGUCCAAAUGAAAAUUAUAAUGAUCCACCACCACCAUGUCCAUCUACUUUGGAUACUCAACCUGAAAAGUUACCAACAUCAAUCUCUGCACCGACACAUUUGAGCGAUCUUCCAAACACUCCCAACACAUCUCAUUUGAGUUAUAGUUUAUCACACAAUAGUAAUCUCAGCAGUAGCACCAACUACAAUAGUUCAACUCAAUCCACUUCUUAUUCUCAAAAACCCAAGCUCAAGAUUAUCAAUACCAUCUCAAAUAUUGUAUCAUCGAUUGCAAGCACCAAAGUAUUGGAUCCAACCAUUCCAUUCCUUCUUUUGGAUGGAUCAGACAAUAUUGCUAUCUAUGAAAAUGAACCAAGUACCACCAUUGCCUAUACUUUGGUUUCAUCCGAGUAUAAAUCUACUUUUAAUGAAUUGCUGGAGGAAGAAUUAAACAAACCAUCAACUAUUUUAGAUGAUCAAGUCGUAGGGAAUAAUCCCAAUCCAAAUAUUUCUACAAACAUCCCAACCAGUGCCAAAGAUAGAGAAAUUACAAACUUUCUCAAGCAAAAGAGUGCAACCGAGCUCAAAAAGAAACCAAAUCUUUCAGACUCUGUUGGUAAUAUUCAUCACCUCCAACAACACAAACAACAUGAAAGAAAAUUAUCUCUUGGUUCAUCUCUUCUCAGUAAAAGCAGAGACAACUCAUCGAAUCCCCCUACCCCUCCAACUGCAUCGAUUGCAAAAUCUGCAUCCUCUUCUCCACCCACCAUCAUUGACAGUAGUAGUACAAUACUUGGAAGUCUCAAUGAUUCUUCUUCUUUGAAUCCAUCAUCACCAUUGCAACCAUCCAUCACUGCAACUACCACCCAAUCAGCUACACCUUUAUCAUCAUCUACCUCUUCAACCAAUGGUUUUAUUGAUGAUUCUGAUGAUGAACUGAAACCAAAGAUUGAAGAUCAAGCAGAAGCAGCAGAGGAUACUUCUUCAUCUUCAACAACUUCUCCACCCAUUGUAGAAAAUGAAGACAAAACUUUAAGAUUAUCAAAAUUAUUAGUUUCAAAUCAAAGAAGAGAAAUUAGAAGUAGAUUUAAAUUUGAAAAGAAUGGAUAUGAAUUAAAUAUAUUUUGUACAACAUAUUAUCCAGUUCAAUUCCAUGCUUUGAGAGAGGUUGUAUGUAGUGAUGAACAAUUUAUUCAAUCACUUACUCGAUCCAAGGCAUGGGUAGCCAAAGGAGGAAAGAGUGGAUCUACAUGGAGCAAGACUCUUGAUGAUCGUUAUAUUCUCAAGCAAGUUAGCAGAAUAGAAUUGGAAUCGUUUUUAGAUUUUGCACCUCUCUACUUUGAGUAUCUGUGCAAAUCCUAUCUUCACCAAAUUCCUACAGCUCUCAGUAAGAUACUCGGUGUUUACAGUGUCAGAUGGAAAGAUAGCAAUGGUAGAUCACUCAAAAAGGAUCUCAUUGUAAUGGAGAAUCUUUUCUAUGGAUACAAUAUAUCAAAGACCUAUGAUCUCAAGGGAUCUUUGCGUAGUAGAUUGGUGAAAAACGAAUCAGAAGUAUUAUUGGACGAGAAUCUUCUCCAGUCAUCUUUUGCUUCUCCCAUUUGUCUCGGAGAGUAUGACAAGACACGUCUCUCUAUGGCAGUUUGGAAUGACACUGCCUUUUUAUCAUCGUUGAAUGUCAUGGAUUAUUCGUUGCUCACUGGUAUCGAUUCUUCUCAAAACCAAUUGGUUGUUGGUAUCAUUGAUUAUAUGCGUAAAUUUACUUGGGACAAGGCAGUCGAAAUGCACGUCAAACAAUCUGGUAUUAUGGGAGGUGGCGGUAAAGUUCCAACAGUCAUUUCACCAAAACAAUACAAAAUACGUUUCCGUGAUGCCAUGUGGCUUUAUUUCCCUCUGGUUCCAGAUAAAUUUACAAAAGUUAAUUAUCAAACUCAAGUAACAACAACCAAUAAUAAUAGUAAUAUUAAUAAUAAUAAUAAUAAUAAUAACAACAAAAAUAUCAAUCAAAAUAAUGUUGUUGCUACUUCACAAAAACACUUACCACCAAAAAAAUGA
Messenger RNA from Cavenderia fasciculata, 6693 nucleotides. RefSeq names its product FYVE-type zinc finger-containing protein (gene pip5k3). Bases 1 to 6693 code for a protein of 2230 amino acids. Gene Ontology annotation, biological process: phosphatidylinositol phosphate biosynthetic process. NCBI's taxonomy places the organism in Eukaryota, Evosea, Eumycetozoa, Acytosteliales, Cavenderiaceae. Gene Ontology annotation, molecular function: metal ion binding; ATP binding; 1-phosphatidylinositol-3-phosphate 5-kinase activity. Gene Ontology annotation, cellular component: endosome membrane. The transcript has 5 exons. The record is from RefSeq and is a predicted model, not a curated record.